AUGUCGACCUCGCCGCGCAGCCAGAGCUCCUCCCCCGACAUCCUGGGACCUCCAGGCGACGCUCAAUAUUUGAUCUCAUCGCCAAUGAAGCCUUUUACCGGGCGCCAAAGCUGGAUGUCUCCUAUGGUGAAUCGAUCCCAAACUCCGGCCAAGCGAGCGCGACCGCGACCGCGCGUUAGCCUCAGUCCCGCAAAAAGCGCGCAUUCGAUUCAGUUCAACGAUGUCAUACUUCCCGGGUCGCCAACGAUGAAAUUCAAUGGUGGUCGCCAGAGGUCACUCUCACCGGAGAAGUUUCAACAGGAGGGAAAUGUUAGCCCGUGGCGCAUUCGACUGACGCUUGAGGCGACACAAGAUGACGAGGACGAAAACCGAGCGAGCCCGUCGCGCAAACGAUUAAAACCCUCGACUACGACAACGAUGAUACCAUUGAAAGAUGAGCGGAGUCCAUUGAAGGAAAAGACGCCCUUGAGGCGUCGAGGGCGUCCGCUGAAGUCCGACACAACUACGUCCCCGUUUCCUGGGGAACCUGGGCAUACCCCUCGUCCUGGACAUACUCCUGGACCGGGAAACACGCCUGGGCCAGGGCAUACUCCUGGACCGCUUGUUGGGGACUCCCAGACGCGCAAGAGAGGCCGACCACGCGGCACGCCUAAACCUAAACAACAGGAUUUCCAAUUGCUAGAGGACCAACCAACGCCGACCGUCGAAUAUGACCAACCGUUUAGUCCGAUGGACAUCAUUCCUGCCACCGAUACCCGCCCAGCACGGGAAUUCAGUCCGAUGGAUACCAUGGCAAGUGAAACUGGACUGGGUCAACAUGAAUAUAGUCCGAUGGAUACUAUGAGAAGUGAGGCUGGUUUGAGCUACCGAGAGUUUAGUCCACGGGAUCCCACUAUCAGAGAACCGAGCCCUGGCCGGGAACUAUUUAGUCCGACUGAUUCUUUCGCUGGGAGCAAUGCACACGCCAGUCCGCUUAACCUCGUGGGCGAUGCGGACUCCGAAGAUGGCUCUUGGGGAAACUCUGACUUGUCCAUCGCGGACCUUCAUGACCCAACACAGCCCAUCACAGAACGCCUCGAUAAUCCUCGCCGUGAAUACGGUCGAACGAGCUUGGAGACGCCGGUAAUCGGAGCUACUGAGCAUCAUUUCCUGGACGAUGAAAACAUACAUUCUACUCCUUCCAAAAUGCCAUCACCUACUCGCGAAAGAGCAAUCCUGUCAUCAAGAGCUUCUCACGACACGGCCAGCCCACAAUCACGCACGUAUCCGACUCCGACCCCCACGUCUUCGCUGGCUGACGAAGAAAACCAAGCCCGACAAGCUGGCACGGUCCAACACCAAAGGACAGAACCUCGGCAGGCUGAGACUGGUCCUGUUGAAGAUAAUGAAGAUGCCGGAGACGACUUUGAGGAGUUUGACACCAUAAUGGAAAGCGAAGGGUUCACCAUGAUCUCCCUCGAUACACUUCCAUCAGCCAAGCAGCAUGGAUUUGGCUCCAGCGCUAUAACCAAUAGCGGUCCAAAACCGAAGGAGGUUGGAGAACGUCUGCGACGUAAACUUCCCGGAACGAUCGAGGACCUCCGAAACGAUUCCCGUGCCCGAAAGUCCUCCAGCCCAGUUAUUACAGAUCUAACGGCUGGGCCAUCCGAAAAAACUAGCAAGCAUAUACCAGAAAUUCACACUGUGCAUUCAACCGAGCGGCAAUCUGUGAACUACAUGAACGAAUUUGCCUACCCCGAACUACCUUCCGCACCCUCUCCCGCCAAAGCGACAAUCGCUCCGAAGAAACGGACCUUCACCAGCCUGGCUAAGCUUGUUCGAGUUGGCCUAGCCUUGCAAGGCCCUUUUAAUCCGCAAGAAGACGAAUGGUCGGGCAAAAGUAAUGUUUCCCACAAAAGGCGCCGCUUGGAGCGUAUGUUUAGCACAUUCAACGCUGAAACACAGCGAGAACUACGAGCUGCUAUGGGGCUAGGGCAAGAGCUGGCCAUGCGGCGGAUGAUUGCUGAAGAAGAACAGGCUGCAGCUAUGGCAGCAGACCGUGAAGCAUCUCGUCUUGAGAAGGAACGUUUCGAGGAGGAACAAGAAGACCAGGAAGAUGCUCAUUAUAACGAAUUCAAUGAAGAGGAAGUGGAAGACCAGGAGCAGGAUCAACCGUUCCAACACAAAACGAAAGCACAGGAGGAUUAUAUCCAAUUGUCUCAUUCUAGUCCCAACAACUCCCUACAACAAAGCCCGAUGUCCCACCAAAAGGCACGGGAAGCGCGGUGGCAGCUUGAUCGCGAAGCCAUCAGCCGCCAGGCUCAAAUGGCUUCCAAUUCCCAGUCAGUUGUUUACAUUGAUAGUGAUGAGAAUGAGUCGGAUAAUUACGGAAAAUCUGGAUUUGGAUAUGCACAUCAACCUCAACGUCACCGUCACAUUGGAUUUGGGUUUGACGAGAAGCCUGACGAUCCCGAGCCCGAGCCUGUGCCAAAGCCGGCGCGACAUGUGGCGCGACAUGUUGAACCCGAGCCUGAACCCGAACCCUCGGAGGAUGAGGAUGACGGUUAUGACGACAUCUGGCAGCUUGAAGCUAAUGAUCACAGCCAUGUCUCACAUCAUCUCGGGCAUGACGAUAUUCAGUCGCAGCCAGAGCCAGUUGCAGCUCCUUUGGGCAAUCUUCCCGCACCUUCCGCAGGUAAAAGCUCUCUAAACUCAUCUCCUUACGUCGCUUCAGAACAUGAUUAUGUAGCACGCUUUGGGCCUUCCAAGGUCCGCGAGCUGCGCGAACAAAAGGUUGAUUUGUCUGCUUUGCUUGCAGAAGAGGACACGCCAAAUCGUGCACGUUACUACAAUGGAACAAGCACACCUCGAAGUGUGCUGGAUCGGCCCUCGGGGAUUCAGCAUUCACCAAUCAAUGGCUCUGCUCUGAGAGGCCCGGUAUCACGGACUCCAGCGCGUAUUCGUCUGCAACCUCUUUCCCAAUCCAGCCCCGAGGUCCCAACCCCACCAGUGGCCGGUCCAGAAUUCGCGUCUUUGGGUGGGAUGGCAUCUAGGGUUAUGCAAAGAAGCCCAUCUAUGGAAAGACCAGCGGAAGCAGGACAUAAAAAAAGUCAUACUUCUAGUGGUGCUUUUGAUGAACCCGAGUCUGCCAACCUGGACUCUACAUCUACCCCACAGCUUCGCCAGCUCAAUAGGGAAGAGCCAGGGUCAUCCUGGUUCAGUAAAAUAACCAGCUUCACCCCACAAUGGCUGAAAGCCCCCGCCCGUGAGCGAAGCUCAAGUGUCAGUACUAUUCCAGAGGAGCCGUCUGACUUCGAGGAUGAAGAGGAAUUGGUCGGCAUUAAAUCUGCGGAGGAGCUUCAUGGGCACCUUGAAGAUGAACCGCUUUCAAAGCAAGGGAGUCAAUCACCAACGAGCCAUUGGAGACAACCGUUUCAAUCUCCCCGGAUGCAAGACCCGCUUCCUUCAACGGAGAUAGAGGAGCCAAUCUACGAAAGAAGCGUUUCUCGGGACUCCUUGGAAAAGCAAAUGGAACCGGUUUCUGAGCGGAGUGUCUCUCGUGGCCCCUCGGAGAAUGAGGUUGCAGAGCGCGUGAACCGCCAGGAUGAGACGUCUCCGGGGCCAAGACCACUUGCUGUCUUCGGGUACUUUUCCGACGAGCAUUACAUCGCGCUUCGUCGCAUCUACCGAAUUGCCAAGCGAUAUCCUGAGCAAUUCGAAUACUACGAUGCUCCAGGGCGGGCUGCCAUCAUUGGUGAUUGGAUCUGGACCUCUGACGGUCAUCACGGGGUACCCAUCACAGAGAUGCAAUUUGCCAUAAUCGAUCGCUUUGCCCAGGAGCUUGCUCGGGCUGAUAUCCAAUAUGGUGGCAGUGGGCAAAUCGAUUGGACAGAGGCUGAUUUACAUCAGAGGCUCAUUAGCAUCAUCAUUGGCGAACAAAUCCGAGAGGAAAGGAAGGCCAAGGCGAAUCGGGGUACUUCUGUGGAUACAUGGCGAUGA
Molecule: messenger RNA, 3978 nt
Organism: Penicillium paradoxum
Lineage: Eukaryota; Fungi; Ascomycota; Eurotiomycetes; Eurotiales; Aspergillaceae
Product: putative AT DNA binding protein
Exons: 1
Coding region: 1-3978 (1325 amino acids)
Source: RefSeq, a predicted model, not a curated record